AUGUCAGAUUCCAACACAACCGACUUCACCAACCCCUCCACCUUCAUCCUGCUGGGCAUUCCUGGCCUGGAGGCGGCCCAUGUCUGGAUCUCUAUCCCCUUCUGCAUCAUGUACGUCAUAGCCAUCUUCGGGAACUUCACCAUCCUGUUCACUGUGAAGAUGGAGCUGAGCCUCCACGAGCCCAUGUACUAUUUCCUCUGCAUGCUGGCUGUCACCGACCUGGUCGUAUAUACAUCCACCCUGCCCAACAUGCUGGCAAUUUUCUGGUUCAAUUCCAGGGAGAUCAAUUUCAGUGCCUGCCUCACCCAGAUGUACUUCGCUCAUUGCUUCUUAGCGAUGGAGUCUGGAAUCCUUGUGGCCAUGGCUUUAGAUCGCUACGUGGCCAUCUGCCAUCCCCUGAGACAUUCUACCACCCUGACGAACCCCAUGGUGGCCAAGAUUGGCCUGGCCGUGGUGCUGCGUGGCUGCAUAGUCAUACUGCCCUUUCCCCUCCUAGCGAGGCAGUGGCCUUAUUGCAGAACCAACGUCAUCCCCCAGCCUUACUGCCUGCACAUAGCUGUGGUGAACCUGGCCUGCGCUGACACCCAUGUCAGUAGUUACUAUGGCCUCUUUGUGCAAUUCUGUUUGAUGGGUCUGGAUGUGAUUUUUAUCGGAGUGUCCUACACACAGAUCCUCAGGGCCAUCUUCAGCCUCCCCACAAAAGACGCGCGUCUCAAGACUUUUGGGACCUGCGGCUCCCACCUUUUUGUCAUUUUAGCCUUUUACCUCCCAGGUAUCAUCAUCUCCCUCUUGAACAGAUUUGCCCAAAAUGUGCCCCUGCAUUUCCACGUUCUCAUUGCCAACGUGUACCUCCUACUGCCCCCCAUGCUAAACCCCGUCAUCUACGGGGUGAGGACCAAACAGAUCCGGGACAGGCUGCUCCGGCUCUUUACACAUAAAAGGGCAUAA
Messenger RNA from Mauremys reevesii (Reeves's turtle), 948 nucleotides. RefSeq names its product olfactory receptor 52R1-like. Bases 1 to 948 code for a protein of 315 amino acids. Gene Ontology annotation, cellular component: membrane. The record is from RefSeq and is a predicted model, not a curated record. The transcript has a single exon. Gene Ontology annotation, biological process: G protein-coupled receptor signaling pathway. Gene Ontology annotation, molecular function: G protein-coupled receptor activity; olfactory receptor activity. Lineage: Eukaryota; Metazoa; Chordata; Testudines; Geoemydidae.